Molecule: messenger RNA, 1119 nt
Organism: Zea mays
Lineage: Eukaryota; Viridiplantae; Streptophyta; Magnoliopsida; Poales; Poaceae
Molecular function (GO): chromatin binding
Source: RefSeq, marked validated
AACUUCAACGAGUCCCAUUUUGGCAAGGCUUCGGAGUACCAAACUGGCGAAUUGCGACGUUGGCGGAAUUGUAAUGGCAAUAAUUCCUUCCUCCUUCGUUCCCCAUUUCUCCUCUUUCUAGGUUUCUACCCCUCAUCGGUCCUCGCUCCACGGCCAUGGUGAGGAUGAAGCAGGUAAAGAUCUCGGUAAAGAAGGACGUGGAUUCGUACACAAUCCGCGGCACUAACAAGGUCGUCCAUGUGGGCGACUGCGUGCUGAUGCGGGCGUCGGACUCGGACAAGCAGCCGUAUGUGGCGCGGGUGGAGAAGAUGGAGGCCGACGGACGCGGCAGCGUGCGGGUGCAGGUGCGCUGGUACUACCGCCCUGAGGAAUCCAAGGGCGGUCGCCGGCAGUUCCACGGCGCCAAGGAGCUUUUCCUUUCCGAUCAUUUCGACCUACAGAGCGCCCACACCAUCGAGGGGAAAUGUGUUGUCCACUCUUUCAAGAACUACACCAAGCUUGAUAAUGUCGGGCCUGAGGACUUCUUCUCCCGAUUUGAGUACAAGGCGGCCACCGGUUCGUUCACCCCUGACCGCGUGGCAGUGUAUUGCAAAUGUGAGAUGCCAUACAACCCGGAUGACCUCAUGGUGCAGUGCGAAGCUUGCAAGGACUGGUUCCAUCCAUCUUGCAUGGCUAUGACCAUUGAACAGGCCAAAAAACUAGAUCACUUUGUUUGCUCAGACUGUUUGAAAGAAAAUGGUUCAAAGAGACUUUCAAAUGUAUAUGCCACUUCAUCAAAUUCUUAGCCCAAGGAUGAAUCAAUAAGGCAGACGAGGUGAAAACUGAGUGCCAACAUCCAGGGGAGAUGUGCUGCUUCUGUGGCGAAUCAGCCCUUGCACUGGCGAGAGCAGAGGUGUACAGUGCACUAGAAACCAGUGUUUGCUGUGGUUUGUUCGAUGUAACUAGCCAGUGUGGCAUGUCAUGCAGUUGUUGGUAGAUCAGUCAUUGUGUUGACUUGGUCAGCUUAACUCAAUACCCCCUUCGUUGAUUACUUUGUUGCUAUGGCGGUGCGGCAUGAUCGAUUACUGUUCUAUUAACAUAUGACUUUUAUAUGUUGAUAUAAUUAAAUUAUUUUGAUAC